AUGUACAUCUUUCUUCUGGGACAGAUACUCAACGGUGUCGGAGGCGCAACGCUCUACACAGUAGGAUUUGCCUGCAUAGAUGAUAAUGUCUCCCACAAGCGUUCUCCUGUAUAUAUUUCUAUAUUAUUGUGCCUUACGAUGGUUGGGGUAGCAGUAGGAUACACCGCGGGGGGCAAGUUGCUUGAUUUCCACGUCGACUUUUUACACAUCGAUUCUAGCAGACAUGUUUUUCUUUUCAUCCGGGAUAUCUUUCCUCUUCUCUUCUCGGUACAGCGUCAUCGUUAUUUACCUUGCGUUUUUGCUCGACCCCUUCCACCUUCAAAGCCUACCAUCAUUUCCUUCCUUCCUUCCUUCCUUCCUAUUUGUCUUUCUUCACAUUUUCAUUCCCCCUCUUUCUGUUUCCCUGUCUCUUUCUCUCAUGACCUCUCUAUUAUUUUCUGUCUCUUUUUCUUUCAUUCUUUAUCUCCCGCUUUCAAGAUCGGACCCAGUUUCGGACAACUAGAAACCUGUUAUUAUUGA
This is a messenger RNA of Acanthosepion pharaonis, 519 nucleotides long. The record is from the annotation of a GenBank genome assembly. Lineage: Eukaryota; Metazoa; Mollusca; Cephalopoda; Sepiida; Sepiidae.